GGAUUCGAAAAACGGAUUCGGCCGCAACAACACUCGCGCUCUCGGUCCCGCGCUUCUAUCUCGACGCAACCGUCACGGAGACUGAUACCGCGUGUCCUCGUCCGAUCCUUAUCAUCGUCGUCGUCGUCGUCGUUUGCUGCUGAUCGGGUUUUCGAAAUAUUUAACGUGCACCGUUCCGCCGUUGUUGGUCGCAACGUCGUGCCGGAGGAUCGCCUGGCCCGCCACGAUGUGCUGCCUGGUUCCGAUUGAUCGUCUUACUCGCGACGCCGAAUCCGCGCGAAAGUGAAACCCAAUACGCAACGCGGUUGUUUUGUACACCGGCCGGAGGCAUGCCGAACGCAGGAGGCGAAAACCAUCCCGAGCCUGAAAGAACGACGUCCAACUCGGUCAUCGUCAUACAUCCCGGCUCGCUGUACCUGAGGAUCGGCCGGGCCAGCGAUGUCGCGCCGCACAAGUACAUACACGGUCUGGCCCGUAGCAGUCUGCUCGGAGAGGUUGUCCGAGAAGACCGCAUACUACCAACGUUUCCGUACAAAAACCCCGAGACGUUGGCCAUCAUGGAAGAGAACAGAUUGCAGGCAUCUCACAUGCUGCAGUCGAGUUUGCAGUCAAAUGGUGACAGGAGAUACGCUACGCCUCCGCAACAGAUUUCCGCUUUUAACCGUAAUGCUGUACCUCAGUAUAAGGACACUGCGCCGCAUAGCUAUGCGCCCGAAGCUGACAUAAUCUAUGGCGAAGAUAUUUUCAAUAUCGAUCCUGAAAAGGUCUAUAAUAUAUUCUUUCCGAUAUCUAACGGAGAAUUAAAUGUUAAUGGCCAAAUUGGGGGUUCAUUAACAGCUGUUCUAGGAGAUCUUGAAACAAUCUGGACACAUUGUAUCAACAAACUACUAGACAUUAAGACAUCAGAGUUCCACAAUUACAAAGUAAUCCUAAUCAUACCAGAUAUUUUUAAUAGAGUCCAUGUGAGAGAAAUGAUGUCGAUGAUAUUAUUAAGUAUGAAGUUUAAAGCUUGCAUUCUCAUACAAGAUCAUGUUGCAGCAACUUAUGGUGCUGGUUUGGGUUUUGCAUGUGUUGUAGAUGUUGGUCAUAGUAAAACAUCUGUAAGUUGUGUAGAAGAUGGUAUAUCUCAAACGAGCACAAGAAUAAGAUUACGUUAUGGUGGAGCAAAUAUUACCCAGACGUUUCAUUGGUUACUUAAAAAAUGCAGUUUUCCAUACCAUGAAUGCAAUCCAAUGACUAGUCAUUAUGAUGCUAUAUUAUUAGAUAGUUUAAAACAAAAAUUCUGUCAUUUAAACUUGGAUAAAUGUGGUGCUGUUCAAAAAACAGUAACUGUAAUGAAACCUGCCAAAAAACAAGUUCAAUACAUAAUACAGGUCGGUGAUGAAGCGAUGAUUGCAGUAUUAGGAAUGUUCAAUCCAACAUUAUUAGGUAUCACAGAUAACAACCAUUAUGUGAUUCAAGAAGGAUCAAAGUCACUUCCUGAAGAUCCUUAUGAUGAAGAGUUCUUGAGAGAAACUAGUAGACGAGGAACUGGUCGUGAAAUGGAAACUGAAACACAAGCUGAUAAUAGUAUUGCCCACAACACAGAAGACGAAUUAUGUGUUGAUCAAAUUGAAACGGCAGGCAAUUAUUUUGAAAUUGAAACAGGGCGACCGCAGAGUCUUGAUAAAGUCAUUGUACAAAGUAUUGAACGAUUAAAUUCAGAUGACAUCAAACGAAAAAUGUAUAGCAGUAUAUUAGUUGUGGGUGGUGGACUUAAAUUUGAAGGAGCAUGUGCUUGGUUAAAAAGCAAAAUAUCUUUGAACGCACAACAAGUCUAUUAUGGAGGACAUAUUGAAAUUAUUAACUCACCAAAAGAUUUAGACCCACAAAUUGUUACAUGGAAGGGUGCUGCAAUACUUGCCGGUUUGGAAUCAUCUAACGAACUUUGGAUUACUGGUAAAGAAUGGUCAUCCUGGAGUGUUAGGAUUUUAAAAGAACGAGCCAUGUUUAAUUGGUGAUCAAAACUAAUUAUCUUUGUAUCCUUCCUUUGCUCAUGAUAAAUAACCCUUCUAGUCAUAAAAACAAUUUUUACAGAGAUAUUUUCUCUCUCUAAUU
Messenger RNA from Sipha flava (yellow sugarcane aphid), 2097 nucleotides. RefSeq names its product actin-related protein 8 (gene Arp8). Gene Ontology annotation, cellular component: Ino80 complex. The record is from RefSeq and is a predicted model, not a curated record. The coding region runs from base 330 to 2000 and encodes 556 amino acids. Gene Ontology annotation, biological process: double-strand break repair; regulation of DNA-templated transcription. The transcript is spliced from 11 exons. Lineage: Eukaryota; Metazoa; Arthropoda; Insecta; Hemiptera; Aphididae.